AUGAGCCAAGAACAGACAGAAUCUUUGGCUCAAGAAGUUGUCGAAGAUGCUUGUGCUGAGUUAGAAACAGUUUCUAAACAAGAUCGCAACAUCUUUCUUAACAGAGAACGAAAGCGUGACGAUAAUCUUGUUUCACAAAUCUCCGACAUCCAAGAAGAGAUUAGUUUUGUUGAUAAACAGAUCGAAGAUAUCGUUGACAAAUUACAAACAGUUAACCAAGGCAUCCAAGAAAUCCAAGAGUUUCGAGAAAUACAACAACUCAACCAAAUCGACAUGAGCAGUCUUACAUUAAACGUUGACUUCGAAAUUGAGCAGAGUUCUACACUUAAACAGACACUUCAAAGCCUUCAAGACGAAAUUUCAUCAGCUAAGAAACUUUAUUCGGAUUCUACUCAACAAAUCAAGUUUGUUGAAGAAGAACAUUCUAAAGUUCGCAACCACAAAACACAAUUAUUCCAAAAACUCGAUGAAUUGAAACGUGAACAAGCCGAGCUUACUCUUAAGGAAGAAACACUCGAAGACAUGUCAGCAUUAGAUCGCAAAAUCACGAGCCUUCAAGGUAACAUCGAUAACAUUCAAAUUCGAAAUUCAAAAAUUAUGGAUACGAUUUCCUACAAGAAACAACUUCUUCAAAAGCUCCAAAACGAUCUAUGCAAAUUACAAUCCGAUUCCCAUCAAUCAGAAGAAGAUAUUUCGCAAUAUCAAGAAGAAUACGAUCAAAUCAACAAUUCAUACCUUACAAUCAACAAAUGCUACAAGAAUCGUGAAGCACAGCGUACAUCCAUCAAAUCUAAGAUUGAAGCCCAAAACUUACCCGUUGAAAGUUCCGAAGAAGAAAGUAUUUCCAUUGAAUACGAUUCCGGCAAGUACGAAACACGCCUUGACAUUGUUAGUACAGACACAGACAUUUCGCGUCUUAAGUCUGAACUCAGUCAACGCAUUUCUAAGCGAUAUUUAGAGAACGAAAGCCAAAAAACGAAGAAAAACAAAGAAACAAUCAAAAAACCACGCGAAUCUUACGAACAAAUCAUUGCAUAUCUCGAUCAGCGAUACACCGUUCUUGAGCAGGCCGCAGCAUCACGUCGUGCACAACUUGAACUUGAGCACCAACAAUAUCUUGUUGAUAGAAGUAGUAAAGAGAACGAACUCGACCAAAAAUCAAUUUCUCUUCGUCAAGAGUUAGUUAAAAACGAUGCAUACAACAUUGUACAACGUGUUGAAGAUAACAAGAAGAAGAUUGAAGACAUCAAAAACAGUAAUGAACGCCGUAAAGAAAACUUGAAAUCUAUUCUUUCUUCACCAGGUAUGGAUACAAAUGUUUUGGCUGCUAAAGAAAUAUCUAUCAAGGAACAACUUGAAGCUGCUGAACAACUGAAGAAGAUACAAACAGAUAGAAAGUUGGUUUUGGAACGUCGUGAAGGAGAACUCGUAAUUCAAGAAGAAAUGUUGAACCAAGAGAAAGAACAACUUGCUCAGAAACGUAAACUAGUUGAACUCAAAACUCUUGAAAACCAAAAGAUGAUUGACAUGUACAAGAAACUUGGAAAAUAA
Molecule: messenger RNA, 1551 nt
Organism: Trichomonas vaginalis G3
Lineage: Eukaryota; Parabasalia; Trichomonadida; Trichomonadidae
Exons: 1
Coding region: 1-1551 (516 amino acids)
Source: RefSeq, a predicted model, not a curated record